AAAGGCGUAAAGCCCUUCGCUUAAACCCGACCACACGCCGCCGCCGCCGGCAAGCCUCCUCCCAUGUUCAACGCCGCCGUGGCUAGUUCGAUACCCUCCAAACCGUAGCCCGCCACGCGCGCCCCCGCCAUGAGACCUUGCCCCAUCGGAUGCGCUUCCGACCGCGCCUUCCCCUCCACCUUCUCCUGCCCCACCUCCAGCGCCGCACUCCGCUACCUCCCACACCUCCCCGCAGACCGGUAUCCUCCUACCCCUCCGCGGCGGCGGCGUCAACGGACUCCGAAGAGGAUGUGAUUGUUGCUAGGGACGCACUGCUAGCGCCUCGUUAUGACCGGGUAGGACUGUUGCCUAGGUUUGGGGAAGACAGGGCAGAGUUCGAGAGGAAGGCAUCGAUUGCCGCGCGGCUCAGGCUCUGCCAUGAACUUCUGGGACAGAGGAGGUGGCGAGAGAUGCGCGACAGCUUGGCGCAGAUGGUCAGUGAACAAGGAUCCGGAUCUGCUGCCACUCUCUGCGGCAUUUUGUCGAGUGAAUUCAGAGAGCACGAUUCCAGCAGUGUUUUAUGGGAUGCUCUAGCAAAUAGUUACGCGAGAGCUCAGAUGAUUCAUGACGCGCUCUACGUUCUCAGUAAAAUGAACAGCCUAAACAUGCAAAUCUCGGUUUCCACCUAUGAUAGUUUAUUGCAUGGUCUAAGGAUGACAGACAUGGCAUUGCAGCUUUUUGAAGAAAUGGAGGCAGAUGGCAUCCCGCACAGCGAAUAUUCACAUAGUAUUCUCAUCGAUGGUCUCUGCAAGCAAGAUAAAGUUGGAGAGGCUUUAUCUUUCCUUCAGGAAGCAAGGGCAGGGGGGAGGUUUAAACCAUUGGGAAUGUCCUUUAACAUUCUGAUGUCCGCGUUAUGUAACUGGGGGUUUAUUCAGCCUGCAAAAUCGUUUUUAUGUCUGAUGUUGAAGUACGGAUUGAACCCUGACAGGUAUACCUAUUCUACUCUUAUACAUGGUCUGUGUAAAACGGGUUCCAUAGAUGAAGCAGUGGAUCUUUUUGAGAGGGUGACAGAAGAAGGAAUGAAACUAGAGACUGUCACGUACAACAGCCUUAUUAAUGGUUACCGCUUGCUUGGUUUGACAAGAGAAAUUCCGAAAAUAAUUCAGUUUAUGAGAUGCCAAGGCAUUGAACCUGAUCUUGUUACUUAUACAAUACUUAUUGCUGGUCACUGUGAAAGUGGUGAUGUCGAAGAAGGGAUGAAAAUAAGGAAGGACAUCCUAGACAAAGGGCUGCAGUUGAACAUUGUCACAUACAGCGUCCUUAUCAAUGCUCUCUUCAGGAAGGGUUUGGUCUAUGAGGUUGAAAACUUACUUGGUGAGAUACAUGGCAUUGGUCUGGAUAUGGAUGUCAUUGCUUAUUCCAUCCUCAUCCAUGGGUACUGCAAGCUAGGGGAAAUUGAAAGGGCGCUUCAAGUUUGUGAUGUUAUGUGCUAUUCUCAGAAGGUGCUGCCAACCUCACUGAACCAUUCAUCUAUUCUUCUAGGACUUUGCAAGAAAGGGCUGUUAGUUGAAGCAAGAUGGUAUUUGGAAAAUGUAGCUAGCAGAUAUCAGCCAGGUGAUGUAGUACUCUAUAAUGUACUUAUUGAUGGUUAUGCAAAGAUUGGUGAUAUUGGUAAUGCUGUUCGUCUGUAUGAUCAGAUUGUUGUAGCUGGUAUGUUGCCGACCAUUAUCACUUGUAAUUCUCUUCUUUAUGGCUACUGUAAAUUUGGGGAUUUACAAGCUGCAGAGAGCUAUUUUAGGGCUAUUCAGAUAAGUAGUCUGCGUCCAACAAUGGUGACAUAUACCACCUUUAUGGAUGCACUCUCUGAAGCUGGAGAAGUUAACACUGUGCUCAGUCUUUUCUACGAAAUGGUUGAAGAAGGGAUCAAGCCAAAUGCUGUAACUUACAGUGUUAUUAUUAAAGGACUUUGCAAGCAGCUCAGAUUCCAUGAUGCUAUCCAUUUUCUGGAUAAUAUGCACGUAGAAGGUGUUAUUGCUGACCCAAUAAUUUACAAUAACCUUAUACAAGGCUUUUGCGAAGCACAGGACAUCCGGAUGUCCUUCCACAUAUAUGACCGUAUGGUAUGCUGUGGUGUAGUGCCGACACCGGUUACUUAUAACUUGCUUAUUAAUGUGCUGUGCAUGAAGGGAAAAGUUAUUCAAGCAGAAAUGUUGUUGGAUUCCCUCAGAGAAAAGGGCAUUGAGUUGAGAAAGUUUGCAUACACAACACUCAUCAAAGCUCAGUGUGCAAAAGGAAUGCCUUAUGAGGCCAUUUCAUUAAUUGGUAAGCUUAUAGAUGAAGGAUUUGAGGCUUCUAUUGAAGACUUCAGUGCUGCAAUCAAUCGACUUUGUAAAUGGGAGUUUCCUAGAGAAGCCAUUAUGGUCAUCCCAAUUAUGUUAUCUGUUGGUGUAUUCCCAGACACUGAUGUUUAUCGUGUGCUUGUUAGAGCACUGCGGAAAAGUAACGAGCUUUAUUAUCUACCCAUAUUGAAUGCACUUGCUGUCAAAACAGGCAUUUAGUACCCUGAUCAUAGGUGUUAAGGGCUCAUGAACACAUGUGCUAUGUCGUCAAAUGUUUAUAUAGACGAGGAUUGACGACACAUGAUCAGUGUGGUUGUUUCGAGGCCUAAGUAGAAACACUGUAGGAGUUCUCCCCUACUUUUCUGAAGAAAGAUUAUUCCCUUACUCCUAGAUCCAUCAAUGAGGCGGAUAGGAGGAUGGCAUUAAGGUGAGCCGUCACCAUUGCCCAGCCCUACCUUGUCGGUGGCUGGAGUAACGGAAGAAGAAACAAGCGGAGCGUGACCGCGCCAGUUGCGGAGAGGCCAUGGAGACAGCCAAUUAAGCGUCGUCGAGAAUUGAAAGAAGGUUGUGGAAAUUGUACUUCCACCAUGCACACAAAGAUUUCACCCUGCCAGCAGAACAUGAGCCAUGUAACAAUUUCAUGUCACGGCCAGUGUGUGAGUAUCAUCACGGAAAACCAAGUUGAUCCUAGGAAAUCCAUGAAGCAUGAAAGCACUUGUCGGGUGCAAGAAGACAUGACCGAGGCUAUCCCUCCCACAAAAGGGCAUCUGGGCAGGGUGGCUAGCCUGGCCCCCAUAAUCCUCUUCACAAAGACUACUCCGACGGAACUAUAGCAUCUGCUGAGAUCUAAAUGAGCAAUCUAGUGCACGACCGAAAGCCAAAACUUCAGGGAUCUGUACAUGGGCGGUGGCUUGUUAACUCUGCCCACAUUCCUGUCGUUGUUCGUCCUUGAUGUGCUCAAGUCGUUUUCAAUCCCAUUGCUGAGUGAGAUUCCAUCGUCUUUAUGUGGUUUGUCUAAACUGCACACGCUGAUGCUGGCCUUGUACAACUAAUUUGUUGUUGAUGUUGUAAUCAGAUGAUGCUUAUGCUUAGUGGUCAGAGACGACAGUGCUUUGCAUUUAAGACGUACGAAAUGAAUGAUGUGCAUUGCUGAA
Messenger RNA from Lolium perenne, 3472 nucleotides. RefSeq lists its product as uncharacterized. The record is from RefSeq and is a predicted model, not a curated record. NCBI's taxonomy places the organism in Eukaryota, Viridiplantae, Streptophyta, Magnoliopsida, Poales, Poaceae. Gene Ontology annotation, molecular function: protein binding.